Molecule: messenger RNA, 3991 nt
Organism: Bombyx mori (domestic silkworm)
Lineage: Eukaryota; Metazoa; Arthropoda; Insecta; Lepidoptera; Bombycidae
Gene: Nnp-1
Product: ribosomal RNA processing protein 1 homolog
Exons: 11
Coding region: 1611-3590 (659 amino acids)
Biological process (GO): rRNA processing
Cellular component (GO): preribosome, small subunit precursor; nucleus
Source: RefSeq, a predicted model, not a curated record
AUGUCACUAACCUCUGACGAGUACAGAGACCAGUGUCAUGGUUGCUGUUUGUGUUAGAGCAGCUGCCUUUUUUUUUUUUUUUUUUUUUUCUACGUAAGCUGAUAGCCCUAGCGGCUAUUUCAGCGUAACCCUAACUUUAGUAGGUGAGCUCACGGGGCCCAAACCUGACGAUGUUGCUAACACGAACCCUAGCAAGAGUCGUGCUUCGCAGAAUCUACCACCGGAUCGGAAACGCGACCCACUGAGAAGAUCCGGCGAGAAACUCAGUGGGCUGUGUCUGAGAGUUAAUUUACUCGUCGAGCCCUUCGUCGCAAGCGACGGGUUCGACGAGAACGGUGACCGGUGCUUGAAGUACCUAAAAGCACCGUUAGUGGAUCGGGAGGAUCCGAGAUGACGUGUUUUGGGCGACGUCGACUGCUUUCCAUUCUGUCCGCAGGAUCGGGAAUGUAGUUACCGGCGGCCACGAUGAGAGGGUUCUCGUGUCGUGCCGCUUUAUCGAAGUGAGCAGCUGCCAAUGACACAGAAUGGCGGAGACAGCAACUGACUACUGCGUGGCCGGAUCAGGCGAACGGGGUUAUUGUGUCACGUAGCUGUCUUGAAGUAGCGUUGGUAAUUUACUUUAACUACAAAUUAGUUGUAAGUACUAAAUGAGCCAAACUGAUAUUUUUUUUUCAGAAAAGAUAACAAUGUGGUAUAAAACGCAAACUGCUGGGUAUAGUCUUCUUCCUAGUGUUUUCCUGGUCUAGUGCCAGGAUGCGCUUUCCUACUUAAGCUCUUUCACUUUGCCCGGUCUUCGGCAUCCUUCUGGGUGAGGUUAUUCUUUAUUCUCCUUCUUAUCCACCUUUACCACAUCUAACCAGCGUUUCUUGGGCCUACUGCGGGAUCCUGGACCUGGUUCGUAGAGGUUGAGGUAUCUAUUUUAGAACGAUUUGAAUUAGCAUAAGAUUUGACGUAGAAACUUUAUAAAGAUUUUUUUUAUUGCUUUGAUGGGUGGACGAGCUCACAGCCCACCUGGUGUUAAGUGGUUACUGGAGCCCAUAGACAUCCACAACGUAAAUGCGCCACCCACCUUGAGAUAUAAGUUCUAAGGUCUCAAGUAUAGUUACAACGGCUGCCCCACCCUUCAAACCGAAACGCAUUACUGCUUCACGGCAGAAAUAGGCAGGGGCGGUGGUACCUACCCGCGCGAACUCACAAGGGGUCCUACCACCAGUAGAAUGUCAAGAGAAUUAUGAAAAAUGUGUGCAUUACUCGGACAUUUUGUCGGGAAGGUGGAACAUAAACUGUUUUGUAUCUGUGAAAGUCCACAAAUCUGGGAAAAUGAAAUAAAUCCGCUGGAAGUCCGCUCGCAUCUCGAGAUUCUCCAAAAAGUCUCAGUAAAUGACCACCAUUUUACUGAGAAUAUAGUUCAUCCCAUGUCAUCUCAUCUCAUUUCAUUUCAUGCCAUGUUAUAUAUUAAUCAACUUCAUUUUAUUUCACUUCUAAAUUUUUCAAAUUAAAAAAAAUAGGCUGUGUGGUGUGAUACCAUUGCCUUUCCAAUUGGAAAAAUAGAACUACUACUAUCAAAACGUACACAUGGUGGGAUGUAUUUUUGUUGAAAAUAAAUCAAAAUGAAAUUAAACGAGAAAGACAAAAAAAGAAAACAAAAACUCAAAGAUAAAAUAGUUAAAACUAAAAAGGAACAAGUUGCGGUCGUUGCCCAGGAGAUAAAGUUCGCGCGUUUGUUAUCCGGAAACGAAAACAAAGUACGCGAACGUGUGAUUAAAACACUGAAAAAGUGGCUCCAGAAUUGUUUUCACAGGGGAUACGAAUUCAAAGAAGAUGAUUUCACGAGAGUGUGGAAGGGUAUAUUUUACGCGAUGUGGAUGUCGGAUAAGCCACUUGUACAAGAAGACCUAGCGGAGAAUAUAGCAGGCAUCCUGGAUCAUUUUCCACCAGAACAUCUUCAUCAUGCAAUGCUUAUGACAAAGGCUGGCUUCAAGGUGUUGGCCACGGAGUGGUUUGGAAUCGAUCAACAUAGAAUUGAUAAAUUUCUUAUGCUUGCCCGUAGAUAUUUACGUGGGAGUAUCCGGUGUCUGCAACGUUGUGAGUGGAGUGUGGACAGCUGUAAGAAGUAUGCUGAGAUGCUUACUGAUGCUGACGGUUUGUUGUCAAUGAAGACUCCGCAUUAUGCCAGGAAUGCGAUUUCUUUGAUAUUACAUUUCAUUGAUUGUUUCCUAGAAGAAUUGGCCAAGGUAUCGAAAGGGAAGGUACCAGAAGACAGUAUGGUGGAACUGCUUCGUCCGUUCUGUGAGUACACGGCGCAAGGUGAAGUCCCCGCGCUGACCGAGGCUUCUCAGAGACUCCUGAUGGCGCUGCUGCGGCAGAGCAAGGAAGGCAUCAUGUACGCUGAAGCAACUAGAGCAUGGAAACAGAUGGGUUGCCCUAAAGGAGGUCCUGACGCCUUGGAAUUGGUGGUUGAAGAUGAGUCUAUGAACAAUGAAGACAGCGAUGAUGAAGAUGAAGAUACGGGCGCGCUGGACCCGCGCGCGGGCGGCGUGUCGGUGUGGCUGCGCACGCUGGCGGUGCCGGGCGCGGCGCUGGCGGGGCUGCUGCGCGCGCUGCUGGCCCGCACGCGCGUGGCGGCGCAGGGCCGCGUGCGCGUGUGCAUGCGCAAGUUUGAAAAGUACGCGCGGGGCCAGUACCCGCUUAAGAUGUCCGCCCGCGACACGGACGUCCCCAAGCUGUCUCCGCGCCUCCCCACCGCGCGCGCCGUCGCCAAGCUGCAGAAGGUCGAGAGGAUGAGCGUCGCGGCCUCCGAUGAUCUGGCCCUCCGAGGUUUGAGUCGUAAACAUCGGAAACGUCUCCUGGCGAAGUCGCGCGCCGGCAUUAGUAUCGUAGACGACGUGCAGAACCUCAAAGGAGACAAUAACACUGACAAACACAAUAAUAAAAAGAGGAAAGCAGAUUCAACACAAAAAGCUGCCAAAAAGAUGAAAUUGAACGCAACCAAACCCGGACCGAGCCCGAGCGACGAGCAGCGGGCAGCCGAGCGCGGCGGAGGGGAGGCGGCCGCGCCCUCCCGCCCCUCCCCCCCCGAUAGAAAACAAAAUAAUGACAUUGAGAAAACAAAGAAACUUAAACUCAAACAAAAAGCUAAAACUAAAAUAUUGACUUCAGUUCAGAACAAUAUAAACGCGACACCACACAAACAAACGGACAAACAAAAGCCCCUUAAACUCAUUAAACUCGACAAGGUUAAAAAUAACAAUAAUAAGAAUAAAAUAAAACAAUUAUUGACUGUUGACAAUAAAACUGUCAAGACACAGACCCCGGUCAGCAAAAAUCACAAUGUAGAAGCGAAGCCCACAGUGCUAGUGAAUAAAGUAAAGAAAUUUAAUAAAACGAAUGAUUCGAUUCACAGCCCCAAGAAGGUUAAGUUCGUUUUGAAAAAUAAUUGUAUGCAGAAGCCCGUGGACUACUAUAAGAGUGUCCGACAGAGCCCCAGCAUACCGUUCGACAGCUCCAAGACACCGGCCAGGACUAAUCUCAAACCUUCCACACCGUCACCCAUCAACCCAUUCUUCAAGAAGAAACUCAGACUCAAAUAACAGUUUCAGACUGAUUAAGCAACGAUACAAAAAUGAAUUGUUAUUUUCUUUUAAGUGCUUCUUGGAUUGUUGACAUCACUUUUAUGGAUUUAACUCUAAAAGUGUAUUAAAAAAAUCAUAAAUAAUUCAAAUCAAUUUAAAAUGAGUAGUCCAAUGUUUCUGUGCACGAGAAUAGUCAUACAAGGCAUACAAACACUGCUCCUUUGCGACACAGACACCACUAGCUGUACAGUUCAGUUCUGACCGGGAAGCACCCGUUGAACCCCAAAACUGUAUUCUAACUAAUGUUGUCCCGGGCCUAUUUGUCUAGUAAAUAUUCUUGUAAGAUUAUUGUGCCGUGGAAGAGUUCGUCGAGUAACGAAAUGUUGAUUAGCCAGAAAUAAACAUUGUUCUAUAAAAGA